Messenger RNA from Oncorhynchus keta (chum salmon), 4748 nucleotides. It is a transcript of the gene dnaaf1, whose product is annotated as dynein axonemal assembly factor 1. The transcript is spliced from 8 exons. The coding region runs from base 927 to 1835 and encodes 302 amino acids. NCBI's taxonomy places the organism in Eukaryota, Metazoa, Chordata, Actinopteri, Salmoniformes, Salmonidae. The record is from RefSeq and is a predicted model, not a curated record. Gene Ontology annotation, molecular function: protein binding.
GGCUUUAGUGCUCUAAAUUAAGGUUCGAAUCCAGAUCAAAAUUAUAUGAGUCUGGGGCAGUCUGUGCUUUUGGAUAAGACGCUGAUGGAGAGGGACAAUCUUUUUGCUGAUAAUGUAAAUGAGUACAUUAGCAGUUUAAAAAAAAUCACAUUACAUGUAACUGAUUACAUGUAAUCAGUUACUCUCCAACCCUGAUCUAUGAUCACCUCAGCUGUCAGAUUUUGGCUGGCCACGUACUGACCACUCUCUAACUUCUCCCUUUUUUGUAGUUGAUUUCUUUUGCAAUGAUACCGUACAUGUAGACUUCCAGUCAUUGUGCUAACACUAGUUAGCAUUGACUUGCGAAACUACCUGUUCUUCAUACUGCAUGCAGAGACAUAAUUUUUAUAUCUAUGAGUUCAUCUGAUUCUGGUUAAGUAGGGGAAGGGCUUAAAUGCCAUUAUUUCGCAGUAUCAUUACUUUAUUCUGCUGCUGUGCUUGUUCUCCCUCUGGCUGACCUCUCACCCUCUUGUUGCUAGCUCUCUAGCUGAUCUCUGUCCAGAUCCUCUCUUUCCGGAUGCAAAUGUAUAUGAGUGUGUGUGUGUAUGUGUUUGGCAUAUAUAUCCUACAGUGCAUAAAGUUUCACUUUGCAUCUUUUAUUAAGGUUUGAAUUUUUCAUUCAACUCUUCCAUUUCUGUCUCCAAUGGGAGGCAGGUCCCUCGGGAUCGGAGAACUCCUUGUUCACCAUCUGCACGCGUGUGUUCUUCUUGUCGGGAGCCUCCAGGGGAUUGUCUACAUGCCAGCCGUACAUAGACGAUGAGAAGACAGGCACCAGCCUACCCCUUUCCUGGUACAGCAGGACAAAAUACUUAAUCAUUGACAUCAAUAACAGUCAGUAAGAGUUCUAAGUGGACUGGCAAAAAUGAAGCGACAUCUUCAGAAAGAUUAUGGCCCGAGAAGAAGCUUUAAUGACAAAGACAUUUCUGAAGGACCACUGCAAGCAAAAUAAACUCUACAUGACACCUCGAUUGAAUGACACACUGUAUUUGCACUUCAAAGGCUUCUCCACCAUAGAGAAUCUGGAGGAGUACACAGGGCUGAAGUGUCUCUGGCUGGAGUGCAACGGACUGCAGCGCAUCCAGAACCUGCAGGCCCAAACGGACCUACGCUGCCUCUUCCUCCACCAGAACCUCAUACACAAUCUGGAGAACUUAGAACCACUCAGCAAGCUCUGCACCCUCAAUGUCUGCAACAACUACAUAUGCACCAUCGAAAACAUUGGUGAGUCUGUCCUCACUCUACGUACCACACCUAUCUCUCUGUGUGUGUGUGUGUGUGUGACUCCAUCUAUUUGUUUUGUGAGUAUUUUCCCAGCCUGCCUGCCUGAUCUGGGCACCUUGCAGAUAGCCCAUAAUAAGCUGCAGACAGUGGGAGACGUGGAGCAUCUGAGUCAGUGCCUCUCCCUCAGUGUACUGGACAUGCCCCACAACCUGCUGGAUGACCCAGACAUCCUCACUGUGCUGGAGAGAAUGCCUGAACUGCGCGUGCUGAACCUGAUGGGAAAUGAAGUGAUAAAGAAAAUCCCAUACUACAGGAAGACUAUGAUCAUACAUCUCAAACAGCUCACAUACCUGGAUGACCGACCUGUGUUCCCAAAGGACAGGGCGUGUGCGGAGGCGUGGGGGACAGCGGGUCCAGAGGGGGAGCGCAGGGAGAGGGAAUCAUGGCAAACACAAGAAAGAAGGAAGAUCCAGGACAGUCUGGACACCAUGGCAACCAUCAGAGACCAAGCCAUGGAGAAUCUGCGACUCAGAGAGCUGCGGCAGCGUAGCCUAGUGGUUAGAGCGUUGGACUAGUAACCGGAAGGUUGCGAGUUCAAACCCCCGAGCUGACAAGGGGAGUAUGAGACUACUACAACUCCAGAACUUGAGAGCCCCAGUAAAAAGAACCAGAGGCAGAAUCAGAGCCCAGGCUGGGAGGAGAGGAUCCAGGCGUUUGUGGAGGACAGUCUGGAGGCCCAUGAAGAGUUCCUACAGACACAGAGAGAACAGACAGAAAAGGAAGAGCUAGGGAAUGAACAGCCACUGAAGAAGCAGCUAGACAGAGAACAACCAGAAAGAGAGGAUCCGGAGGGAGAUCGGCUAGAGAGAGAGCACCAAGAGGGAGAUCAGCUAGAGAGAGCACCAAGAGGGAGAUCAGCUAGAGAGAAAGCACCAAGAGGGAGAUCAGCUAGAGAGAGAGCACCAAGAGGGAGAUCAGCCAGAUGGAGAUCAGCCAGAUGGAGUUCAGCCAGAUGGAGAGCACCAAGAGGGAGAUCAGCCAGAGGGAGAUCAGCCAGAUGGAGAGCAAGCAACAGAAGAAAGCUUAAAGGAAGAACUGUUAGAGUUAAACCAGUCAAGGAGAGAACAACUACAAAGAAGGCAGCCAAAAAGAGAAGUUAGAGAGAGAGCAGUCAGUAUGUACCCAGCCACAGUCUGACAGCUGGGAGAAUUGUAGAGCACGGUCCUGGACCAAUGGUGACUGAGCUAGAGGAGACAGAGGACCUGGAGACCAUCCACCUGGGGCCACGCCCACCACUUCGUAUUGAUGAUCUCCCUGACCUGGAGGAUGUGGAUGUUGAAGAUCCAGACAGCACCUGCAUCUUCUCCUCGCAGCGAGUAUUCUGGCCAAUGAUAGAGGUCGUUUCAGGAGACAACAACGAUGUAGAUCCAAUCAUACAUCAGAGUGGGACAGUGUGGACCACAUCUACCUCAGGUCCAUGCUCAUCUUCACUGUUCAGGGUCUGUGACAAAAUGUCAAACAAAUCGCCCACCAAUCACCUAGUAGCAUUGGACCCAGAGGCGGGGGAUGCCCCAGAGCUGGUGAUAUCAGAACCUCAGGGAGAACCCAGACAGAGGCAGAGCCCUGAAGCCAGCAAACCAGGUUGUCUCAUUGAGGAGCUGGACUAACUCUGCAGAAGGCUGUGAUAGCAUUAACAACACUAGGUUUAGGUGUUCAAUCUGGGAAAGCCUUGUUUUGCUGAAGACGGGUACAAUGUAAGCACAGAGAGCUGCUGUGGAGCUAUUUCGCAGGCCAUGGGUUUACACCCAACACGCUCAAAACAAUGUUUUUUUUGUUAGUUUUCCGUAGCUGUUCUAUUACUGGUUAUACUUUAUAUUCUGUAUUCUCAGGCUCAGUGUUCUGAAUUAAGUGUUCAUGAACUGCAUUCAAAUCCAUUCCAAGAUGAUCCCAGAUUAUAGCCAGGGCUCAUAAAAUAAAACGUUAUAUAGUACAGUAUGGGGAAUUUCUCAGUGCUAGUUACACAAAUACUGUAAAUAUACCACUAGGUGGCACUUAAGUACCAAAUAUGCACUACACACGGGCUCAUAAUUUUUUUAACCUUUUAUUUAAAUAGGCAUGUCAGUUAAGAACAAAUUCUUAUUUCAAUGACAGCCUCUGAACUGUGGGUAGAACGACAGAUUUGUACCUUGUCAGGUUGGGUUUGAACUUGCAACCUUCCGGUUACUAGUCCAACACUCUUAACUACUAGGCUACCCUGCCGCCCCAAUUACAGACAAUAAAACAUUAAAAAAUAAUUUAGAAAAUAGAGUAAUGAUGAUGAUGAUCAUGCAUAAAUGUGAACCUAAAGAGCAGUUAUUUUGUCAAAGUCUUUGCGUGUUUUAGCAGUAGUAUUAUUACAGACCAGCUAAUGCAAAAACACAUGGAAUCUCUUCUGUAUCAUUUAAUCUACCUGGGACUGAGGGUGAGAUUUCAGGGCUCCCUGAAAGAAAACAUGGCCCGGUGCCCAGGUCAAAUACUGGUCACAGGGAGACUAGAGAAUAGAUUUUAGUAGAUUGGGUCUUUAAAAAAAGGUACCAAAAAGAGGAUUAACAAAAAAUAUAUCCACCUGUCUCAUCUCUUGUCAUAGCCACACGCAUGCACAAAUGGCAUUGUCUACUGUUCUCUAAAUCUUUGUUUCUGUUCAUGACCAUGUUCACAUCAUAAUUCACCAUCUCUUCAUGUUUCCUCCUCCCUCCCCUACUCUGACACAUGGCUAGGAUGUACAGUAUGUCCUGGGCUGUCAGGCUGCAUCGAGGGAUGCUGGGCAGGAACAAAGACAGAUUAGAUUGAUCUGCUCAUGACCUUCUGUUAUGAAAGGAUUUAAGAGCAACGAUUACAAACACACACACACGCAUAAGAUACACACACACAUUGCACGUUACAUACUACACCAUACAUAUCCUUGUAAAUAGAUUUUAUUACAAAUGAAUGCAUGAAUUGUCAAAUCUAACUGUCUGGAUUAAUCAGCUGUGUGUCUGUUUGAUUUCACAUCUUACAAUUGAAUGAAACAAUGCAUGCAUCCUUAAAACAACUGCUCUGAGAAAUCUGACAUGAAACUAUGAAAACAAACAUGUAUCUAAGGGAAGUGCAGCUUCUGAUAUCAUUUUUACACCACCACACUGUUUGUGGUGGCUAUUCCAUGCCCAGUGCCCACACAGGCAAUGCAAGAAUCAAUGAUUGGGGAAUAUAGGGAUUUAGUCAAGUGGUGGCUGAGUAAAAUACAUUUUACAGGUAUAGCUCAUAUAAAAACACUAAAGUGUAUACAGGUGUAGGGGUUCUGUAGGUCUGAUAUCUAAUUUUACAUUAAUACUAUUGGUCAACAACUCUGAUUCUGAAUCCAAACAACUCAAGAUGUUAUAAAAGGUCUUAGAUUCGUUCUUUCUAUUUUUUGUUCCUGUCUUUCUUUCUUACAUGAGCUAUGUGCCAUGAAUAAAGUCCAUAACGCUUGA